AUGAGUUUUGCACCUGAUACUAGUACUGGUGUUCAAACAGAGCUGGAUCCGACAGCUAAGAGACAGCUGAUAGCUCGGAGGCUCUGGGGCUUGGAUCUACAAAGCUCCAGCCGCGUGGAUCAGCUCAGUGCUUACUUCGACCAUUUCCGAGAUCAGGCUGGCCAGCUCAAUGUUUCAAUGGAAGGUUUAUUUACCACAGCUGACAUUCUAAAAAACGGGCCUGAUUCUACGCGUCAGCUUUUGAGAAAUACUAUGACCUCAGAAUUGGGCCAUGGACAAAGUACCAGGAAUACUGCGACGAGUCAUGUACCUCAUAACAGGGCGGUACCCAUACCUCAGAACACCACAUCCUGGGAUGUUGUUAUAGAAGAACAUAUUGUUGCCACCAUCAGAGUGAUGCUGGCAGUAAAUAUCAACCUUGACCCUAGGACAGUAUUUCUGGCGACGCCCGGUCUUAGCUGGGGCGAAAGCCAGACUCUGACAAGCUUCAUAAAAGAAACGUUCCCGAAGCACGCCUACAAUGACGAGCCCCAUACACCCUUCAUGGCGAGUCGACUUCGCGCACGUUACCUAGAAGAUCACGCCGAUGUUCAACUGGAGUGGACUCAUCACCUCCCCGAUCAUCUAAUGCUGAACAUAGGCAGCCAGUCCAAAACCCUGCGAGUUUUCGACCUGGUGUCACUUCUUGAGAUGACAUACGAGGCUAUGAAAGACGAACCUUGGGAGACAUCUAUGAAAGAUAGCUUAAAGCGACUAUUCGACUGCUAUUCCCGCCCCAAGACCAGCAAUGGCUCGAUCGAAAAAUAG
Messenger RNA from Fusarium subglutinans, 807 nucleotides. RefSeq lists its product as uncharacterized. The transcript is spliced from 2 exons. The coding region runs from base 1 to 807 and encodes 268 amino acids. Lineage: Eukaryota; Fungi; Ascomycota; Sordariomycetes; Hypocreales; Nectriaceae. The record is from RefSeq and is a predicted model, not a curated record.